Elgaria multicarinata webbii is the source of this 611-nucleotide messenger RNA. Its product is annotated as dolichyl-diphosphooligosaccharide--protein glycosyltransferase subunit DAD1. NCBI's taxonomy places the organism in Eukaryota, Metazoa, Chordata, Lepidosauria, Squamata, Anguidae. The coding region runs from base 41 to 415 and encodes 124 amino acids. Gene Ontology annotation, biological process: protein N-linked glycosylation. The transcript is spliced from 3 exons. The record is from RefSeq and is a predicted model, not a curated record. Gene Ontology annotation, cellular component: membrane; oligosaccharyltransferase complex.
GUCCACUCAGUCAGGCCGUCCGGAGAGCUGAUCCGUCGCGAUGUCGGGCGCAGCUUCUGGGUCGUCCGGCUCCGGGGCGAGCUCGGUGGGCUCCGUGGUGCGGCGCUUCCUGGCCGAGUACAGCAGCGGGACGCCGAGCCGCCUGAAGGUGCUGGACGCCUACCUGCUCUACGUCAUGCUGACGGGAGCGCUGCAGUUCGGCUACUGCCUCGGCGUCGGCACCUUCCCCUUCAACUCGUUCCUCUCGGGCUUCAUCUCCGCCGUGGGCAGCUUCAUCCUGGGCGUUUGCUUGAGGAUCCAAAUCAACCCACAGAACAAAGGGGAAUUUCAGGGGAUCUCACCGGAACGGGCCUUCGCUGACUUCCUCUUUGCCAGCACCAUCUUGCAUCUUGUUGUCAUCAACUUUGUGGGCUGAGAAGGAGGUUUUGCUUGCAGGUCCCGGACUUGGGUUGUUUGCUGAAGGCUCCCACCCCACUGAACUGGCACCACACCACACAUUAUGGACUCUUGAUUUGUUCCCUCGGUGGGAAGAGUGAAGGGGAUUUAAAAGUUUCCUUGAAAUGGCCAUUGCCUUCCCAUUUUCUGACUCUCAAUAAACCUCUUUUGUUACA